Volvox carteri f. nagariensis is the source of this 1427-nucleotide messenger RNA. RefSeq lists its product as uncharacterized. The coding region runs from base 125 to 1114 and encodes 329 amino acids. Gene Ontology annotation, cellular component: nuclear periphery; preribosome, large subunit precursor; nucleolus. Gene Ontology annotation, biological process: rRNA processing; ribosomal large subunit biogenesis. The record is from RefSeq and is a predicted model, not a curated record. Lineage: Eukaryota; Viridiplantae; Chlorophyta; Chlorophyceae; Chlamydomonadales; Volvocaceae. The transcript is spliced from 5 exons.
CUUAUUGCAAAAACUUCGUAGCGAUAACUUGUUUUUUGCGUCAGCAAUCUUAGGGGACAGUAACUUAGGAGAAGUGUAUCGCGUACUCAUUCGGUAAAUCGUGUUUGCGGUCUGAAAUUUUGCAAUGGGAAACAAAAGGCGAAAGGUCGAGGAGUCGGAGUCAGAGUCGGAGGACGAGGAGUUAAUCGAGGACGUUGGGGACGACAGCGACGACAACAACGACGACGAUAACCAGCCCGGGCAGCCCGGCCAAACACGGCAAGCCAUUUACAACGUAGAUGCCCUUCACGAAAGGCUUGAGGACAUCGGCUGGACAACGGAGGUGGACUGGGACGAGACGCUAGCAGUGACCUCGGAGCAGCCGACCACGAUUGGAAACAUUGAAGACGAUCUUGCGCGGGAGCUGGCGUUCUAUAACCAAGCCCUGUCUAGCGCACAGCAUGCAAUUCGACGGUUUGAAGAGGCUGGGGUGCCCUGGCUACGGCCGCUGGACUACUACGCAGAGAUGGUUAAGAGCGAUGAGCACAUGGCCAAAGUCAAGGAGCAGCUUAUGUUUGAGCAGCGCCAAAUUGAGCAGGCGGAGGAGCGCCGGAAACAACGCGAAGCCAAAAUGUACGGCAAGCAGGUGCAGCUGGCGAAGCAGAAGGAACGAAACGCCGAGAAGAAGCGGCAGAUCACGGAGAUAUCUAAAUUGCGCAAGGAGCGGGAGAAGUCGGGCUUUGCCGGGGAGUUGGAUAUGGACGAGCAGCUGGAGGAGCUGGAGCAACGCAGGCCUCUGAACCUGAAGCAGCUGGGGCAGCGAGGCCCGAGAGACAUCAAGACGCCAAACAAGAAGCGGCAAAUGAAGAAUUCCAAGUUCGGCUUUGGUGGGCGCAAGGCUCUUAAGAAGCAAAACGACGCCUAUUCGGCUGCCAAUAUGGACGACUACAAGCCGGGGCGCUUCAAGGACCACUUCGGGCCGCGAAAGGGUGGUGUGCAGAAGAAAUUUGGGGCGGGAGGCGGCGGUGCUGGCGGCGCCGAUGGGGGCAAGAAGGGCCGCAAAGCCGGGAAGUCCCAGCGGCCAGGCAAGCAGCGGCGCCAGGCGAUGAAGGCCGGCAAGGGUGGCAAGCGAUGAGAGGAUGGGGAGACGGGAAGGGGGAGUAAUGAUGUAAACUUCCAACGCCGGACGCAAAUUUCCGGCGCUGAACGAACUCAGAACUGCAUCAUUUGGUUGGCAAUAGCCAGGAUAAGCGGUGUGCGAUGGGCACUUUUGCCAGUUUUGGCACCUAGUUGGAUGUGUCCGCCAAAUGAGCGGUUAUGCAUAAGCUAGCUAGCUAUGUAAUGUUGUUUACUAUGACAAAUGGACGACCCGCGCUGACCCACGGGCCAGCUUUUAGGCAUACAAGAGAAACAUGGGAUUUGCCAAAUGUAAGGGUCUUCCCUGUGUU